Molecule: messenger RNA, 1219 nt
Organism: Halteromyces radiatus
Lineage: Eukaryota; Fungi; Mucoromycota; Mucoromycetes; Mucorales; Cunninghamellaceae
Product: cryptococcal mannosyltransferase 1-domain-containing protein
Exons: 4
Coding region: 57-1157 (366 amino acids)
Source: RefSeq, a predicted model, not a curated record
UUUUUUUUUUUUUUUUUUCUUUCGUUCCCUUUUUUAUUUAUUUAUUGAUCACUGGAAUGUUCUUGUUGCCAAGGAGGCGUCGUAUUAUUCCUUUCCUUUGUAGUUUGAUAUUGAUAUACUGGUCUUUAUAUUAUCUCUUUUGGUCAGCUACUUCUGUUAGGUGGUCUUCUUCUUUGUCAGAAAAGAAACCAACACUUUUUAUAGCUGCCAAUUUAUAUAAUAAUCAAGAUAUUCUCGAUCAUUGGACAACACAAGUUUUAAAGUUAGCACAAUGGGCUGGACCUAAUCGUUCAUAUAUAUCCAUCUUUGAAAACGGUAGUACUGACAACACCAAGGCUUUAUUACUCAAGUUCAAAACCCGGUUGACCCAGGAAAAUAUACCUCAUACCAUUAUAUUAGAUGAUACCCCAAAGGAUUACACAGAACGACGUAUACCAAUGUUAGCAAAUCGAAGGAAUCAAGCUCUUAGUCCUCUUUACCGACGGGAUCUUGACUAUGACAAGAUUUUAUUUUUGAAUGAUAUUUGGUUUGACUGGAUGGAUGCAGUACGUUUGAUUCAAUCUGGAUAUAGCAAUAACAAUAGCAUGGAUAUUGACGAAGAAUAUGAUGCUGUUUGUAGUAUGGAUUUCUUUGGACAAUACUAUGAUGAAUUUGCUACACGUGAAAUCGACACUAAUUGGUUGGGCUCUGGAGAAUAUCCUUACUUUAAAGAUCAAACAAGUCGUGAUCUACUGAAGCAUAGAAAAUUGAUUCCUGUUUAUAGUUGCUGGGGAGGUAUGGUGUCUUUCAAGGCUUCUCCGUUUUUGAUGGUCAACAGUACUACUGGAACUCCAUUACUCUCAUUUCGUUCUCUUUGGCCUGAUAAUCCUCGACCGAUACUGGAAGCAAGUGAAUGUUGCUUGGUGCAUUCUGAUCUUCGUGCAUUGAAUUUUACAAAUAUUUUUAUUAAUCCGAACGUCAAGGUGGCUUAUGAUCAUUUUCAUUAUUGGUAUGCAAAUUAUCUACUUCCUCUGCGAAAUCUUGUUUUAUCAUGGACCAAUGAACCCAAAGGCAUAUCUGCUGAAGAAAACAUCAAAUGGAAAGAAAGAUUAGCAUCUGUUGGACAGUUGGAUUCUGGUGACUCUAUUUGUCUCUGGCGACCAGGAAGUUACGACUAGUGUAGAAUAAUUUGAUGGUUUCAGUUUAAAAAUAAAAAAAAAAAUCUGUAUACAAAAGAAUC